CCACCACCCGGACGAGCUCGCACGACGUACCGGAGACCGGGGAUCGGGGAGAGCUCGGGCGCCGGGCGACCAUGGCGCGGAAGUUCGACGACCGGGAGGAGGACGAGGACGCGGCGGAGUCGGUGGAGCGGGUGUUCGAGGGGCGGGAGGUGCCCGGGUGGCGGGAGCAGGUGACGGCGCGGGCGCUGGUGGUGAGCGCGCUGCUGGGCUUCAUGUUCAGCGUCAUCGUCAUGAAGCUCAACCUCACCACGGGGAUCAUCCCCUCCCUCAACGUCUCCGCGGGGCUGCUCGGCUUCUUCCUCCUCACCUCAUGGACCACGCUGCUAGACAAGGCCGGCGUCCCCGGCGUCAGGCCAUUCACCCGCCAGGAGAACACCGUCGUCCAGACCUGCGUCGUCGCAUGCUCCGGCAUCGCGUUCAGCGGCGGAUUUGGGAGCUACAUAUUAGCAAUGAGCGAGAAGAUAAGCGAGCAAUCCGGCGAGGUGAGGGACGAAGACAGCAUCAAGAACCCUAGCCUGGGAUGGAUGAUUGGCUUCCUCUUCAUCAUCAGCUUCCUCGGCCUCUUCUCCGUCGUGCCUCUCAGGAAGGCAUGUCUUGUCACCCUACGCAAUCAAUAUUCCGAUUAAUUAUUUUUUCAGAUAAUGAUCGUGGAUUACAAGCUUAGCUACCCUAGCGGCACGGCGACAGCGCACCUCAUCAACAGCUUCCACACUCCUCAGGGUGCGAAGCUCGCCAAGAGGCAGGUGAAGACGCUAGGGAAGUUCUUCGCAGGGAGCUUCACCUGGGGCUUCUUCCAGUGGUUCUAUUCCGCCGGCGAGGGCUGCGGGUUCAAGGCGUUCCCCACCUUGGGCCUCGAGGCCUACAAGCAAAAGUUCUUCUUCGACUUCUCGGCGACGUACGUUGGCGUCGGGAUGAUCUGUCCUUACCUCGUCAACAUCUCUGUGCUCGUGGGAGGCGUCAUCUCGUGGGGGAUCAUGUGGCCGUAUAUCGAGCACAAGAAGGGCGACUGGUACCCUGCCAACCUCAAACCCAGCAGCCUCCGCGGCAUGGUCGGCUACCGGGUGUUCAUCUCCAUCGCACUCAUCCUCGGCGACGGCCUGUACAACUUCCUGAAGGUGAUGACGCGCACCAUGACCGCGUUGGUGGCGCAGUUGCGGGGCCCGACGCUGCCGAUCAGCGGCGGCGCCGACGACGACCUGACGCCGGUGGAGACGUUCGACGACCGGCGGCGCACGGAGGUGUUCCUGAAAGACCAGAUCCCCAACACGCUGGCGUUCGGCGCGUACGCGACGAUCGCGCUCAUCUCCAUCAUCACGGCGCCGCGCAUCUUCCACCAGCUGCGGUGGUACCACGUGGCGUGCUCCUACGUGAUCGCGCCGGUGCUGGCCUUCUGCAACGCGUACGGCUGCGGGCUGACGGACUGGUCGCUGGCCACCACGUACGGGAAGCUGGCCAUCUUCAUGAUCGGUGCGUGGGCCGGCUCGUCCAACGGCGGCAUCAUCGCCGGGCUGGCCGCGUGCGGGGUGAUGAUCGGCAUCGUGUCCACGGCGUCGGACCUGACGCAAGACUUCAAGACGGGGUACAUGACGCUGGCGUCGCCGCGGUCCAUGUUCGUGAGCCAGGUGAUCGGCACGGCCAUGGGGUGCGUGAUCGCGCCGUCCGUGUUCUGGCUCUUCUACAAGGCGUUCGGCGACAUCGGCACGCCGGGGUCCGACUACCCGUCGCCCAACGCGCUGGUGUACCGCAACAUGGCCAUCCUGGGCGUGCAGGGCAUCGGCUCCCUCCCGAAGCACUGCCUGGAGCUCUGCAUCGGCUUCUUCGUGUCCUCCAUCGUCCUCAACCUCGCCAGGGACAUCUCGCCGCCCAGCGUGGCGCAGUUCAUCCCGCUGCCGAUGGCCAUGGCCAUCCCGUUCUACCUCGGCCCUUACUUCGGCAUCGACAUGUGCAUCGGGAGCCUGGUGCGCUUCGUGUGGGACCGCGUCGACGGCCCCAGGGCCAAGGCGUUCGCGCCGCCCGUCGCCUCCGGGCUCAUCUGCGGCGACGGCAUCUGGACGCUGCCGCAGUCGGUCCUCGCCCUGGCCGGGAUCAAGCCGCCCAUCUGCAUGAAGUUCCUGGCGCGCCGCACCAACGUCAAAGUCGACGCGUUCAUCCGCUCGCUCCCAACCUAGCCUAGCUUCCCUAGCUAACCGACGAGCUGGUUAGCAAGCUAGCUAACUAGCUGACACACGCACAUAAAUAUGUUGUAGUGACAGAUACAUUAAUGUACUGACUAGAGUGUAGGCUCGUGCCUUGCUACAUUUAGCUGAAUCGAUCAGAUGGUUGGACUGCA
This is a messenger RNA of Lolium perenne, 2329 nucleotides long. The record is from RefSeq and is a predicted model, not a curated record. Lineage: Eukaryota; Viridiplantae; Streptophyta; Magnoliopsida; Poales; Poaceae.